AUGGGAGCUGUAUAAUGCUGUAGUGUAAAGUAACCAAGAAGAGAAGCCUAGGAUGAAAUGAAGCAAGACGUUUCCAAGUCUAAUUCUGGUAUUUUGAGAUCUAAUAAGUCCACCUCUGCUUUAAUUAACUAGAAGAUAGAGUCUGCAAAGAAACUUAGACAGCUGAAUCUCAAUGAUCUAAGCGUGAAGAAUUUAGAUGCCAGAUUUGAUCAGCUAAAUAAUAUUAGUGUGAUCAGCAUAGUAAACUGCUAAUUAGAAGGGUUUAAGGACACCGGGAUUGAUGUUCUAAAGAAUAGCAUUGACACGCUCAAGAAAGUUAAUUUUACAAAGAAUGCUAUUUCGAAAAUUCCUUUGGAGUUAUUCAAGUGUCCUGAUUUACAAAUUGUAAAUUUUUCGUCAAAUAAGCUGAAGGAAAUACCAGAUUAGAUCAAUUAGCUCAGAAAUCUAAGGGAACUUGAUUUCAGUCACAAUUUGAUUAAAAAUAUACCUGCUUCAAUUACAGUCUGCAGCUAGAUUAAAGUUAUUACACUCAAUAACAAUCAUAUAAAUGAGUUCAAUUUAGCGUUCUUGAAACUCCCCAAUCUAGAAUAUUUGUAUAUGUCUCAGAAUGAGAUAGCAAUACUGCCAGAUGAUUAAUUAUGGGCUGUUUCAUCAUUAAAGGUGCUUGAUCUAGAAUCAAAUAGUUUGUAUGAAGUACCUCCAGUAGUAUUUAAAUAAUCAAAGCUGCAUAACCUGAACUUAAAGGAUAAUCAUAUUUUGAGAAGUAAACUAAUGAAAAUGGAUGGAAUCGAUGAAUAUCAAAACAGAAGAAAAAUCAAGAUGGAUAUUGUAGUUUAGAAUAAUCUUGAUGUCAAUUAUGAUCUAUGUGGUCUUGAUAAAUGA
Stylonychia lemnae is the source of this 882-nucleotide messenger RNA. The record is from the annotation of a GenBank genome assembly. NCBI's taxonomy places the organism in Eukaryota, Ciliophora, Spirotrichea, Sporadotrichida, Oxytrichidae.